CUUUGAACGGAAGCCGUGGGUGCGAAAGUUCUUAAUUUCAAAUUUGCGCAACCGUUUAAGCCUCCCCCAAUAUAUAAGAAACAACUUCUCUGGGUCACUCACACGUAAAGAUAUCGUUGCUCUUUAGACGAGCAAGAUAAAGAUGAAGGCAACAGUUGUGUUGGUCUUUGCUGCAGUUUUAGCUCAAUCCGGGAGUCUUGUUGAGAGUGGCUACCUUAUAACAUGCCCAAGACUGUUCCGUGCUGGCAGCACCCAAGAAUUAUCUGUCAGUCUCAUUGAUGUCAAUGAAACAUGGUUCAUCGAUGCUUUACUGACCUACAGGUCAGAACCUGGUGAAGAAAUAGCUAGUGAUGGAGCACAGUUCACUAGUGACUCAGAAGAAACCCUUAAACUCAAUAUACCACGAAAUUUGAGAGCCAACAAGAGGGACAGCAUUCAAGCAAAGCUGAAUGUCUUUGGAGGACCAGUUAAUGGAGAGCCCAUCAUUCAGAACAGUGAAAUCAUAACCAUUAAAAUUCCAAAGAUCUCUGUCUUCAUUCAAACAGACAAGCCAAUCUACAAACCAGGCCAGACAGUGAACAUGCGUAUUGUUGGUGUGGAUGAAAACCUCAAGCCCUUAACAGGACAGGUCAAAAGAGUUUCCAUUACUAGUCCUAGUAAAGUACGUACAAUGCAAUGGGACAAUGUGGAUUUCAUUGGUGGAAUUGUUAGUUUAAAGUUUCCUUUAUCAAGCCAGCCUCUUCUGGGCGACUGGAAGAUUGAAGCAGAAGUUGAGGGUGAAAAAGGAAAACUUGUCUUUUCAGUGGAUAAGUAUGUGCUGCCAAAGUUUGAAGUGACCAUUAAGCCUCCAUCAUUUGUAGCAGUGAAAAGCAAAGAUAUUAAAGCCACGGUUUGUGCUCAAUACACCUAUGGAAAGCCAGUGAAAGGAACUGUUUCAGUGCUCUUUCAAAUGACAUUGCCUGUCUGGUACCGGGGAGGGAAGUCUUUGGAAACACAAAUAACAACAGAAAAAGAGAUUAACGGCUGCACGGAUGUGACUAUCAAGACAGAGGAUGUGUUGAAUAAAUUUAAGCAGUACAACAGUCACUAUUGCUAUCGUUGUGAACAUUCAAAGAUUGCCAUCAAUGCCACUGUAAAGGAAACAGCAACAGGAAUCUCUCAAAAUGCUACGGGAACAGAAAGUCAGAUCGUCAGAGGAACAGCAAAACUGAAGUUUCUUCCAAGUACACCAAAAGAAUUUAAGCCAGGCAUGGCUUAUAGUGGGCAGGUAAAAGCCACCAAGCCUGAUGGAAGUCCAAUGAAAGGGGCACAAAUUAAGAUUGUUAUACGUGGAAGAUGGCGGAGAUUGCUUGAUAAAUAUUUCAUUGUACCAGAAAGUGGACUUGUUGAGUUUUCGAUUAAUGGUUCAACAAUUCCCUCUAAUGCCAAAUCACUUAACCUUCAGGCCAAGCACCAGUGGCAGACAUUAGCAUAUUAUAACGCUAAGCGUUGGUAUUCCCCAAGUAACAGCUACAUAUCAAUGAAAAGAAUUCCAUCUCCACUGAAGGUUGGAUCAACUGCAAAAGUUAAGUUUGACUUCACCACUAUAGCUGAUGCAAAGAACAUUACUUUCUAUUACCAAAUAUUCAGCCGUGGAGUUCUCGUAGCUCAAGGAAGGAAUCUCCAUGAAAUAAAUAAUUCUAAAGGGAAAGGGAUGUUUACCACCAGUGGAUUUGUUCAGUUUGCUGUUACUCAGAGGAUGGUACCGUCAUCCCGUCUGUUAUUGUUCUAUGUGCGCGAUGACUUGGAAACUGUUGCAGAUAAUUUGCAGAUUGAUGUGGAAGACAAAUUGGAAAAUGAGGUAAAGAUUCGUUUUAGUGAUAGCAUCAGAAAACCAGGGGAAGCUACCAGUUUGAUCAUAACAGCUGAGCCGGGAUCUCAAGUAGCUGUGACUGCUGUCGACAAAAGUGUUCAUCUCUUGAAAGGAGGAAAUGAGCUCUCUCAGGAUGAUGCAAUCCAAGUACUCAGUUCUCAGGAUGUUGGGCCCUCUGGAGGUAAUGAUCAUUUUGGUUGCUAUAAUCCAUAUUGGUGGAGAGGCCCAUGGCAGCGACGCAGACGAUCAUUUUUCCCUGGAUACUCAAAAGAUUUGGAUGCUUCAAGUGCUUUUGAGAAUAGUGGAAUCUUAUACUUCUCUGAUCUGACAAUUAAAACUGCCAAAUGCGAGACGCCUUUUCAUCAGUGGCGCCAUCUUCGAAAAAUGGCUCGAAGAAGGGGGCCAUUUGGUCUACGGAUGGACUUUCAUCAGUCAGUCAGGCCGACAACAUACCACAGAAACAAACCAAAGAAACAACCAAAUAUUGAGAAAAAGGAAAGAAAAGAAGAAAGAACAGGAAAGCUUGUUCGUAAGAACUUUCCUGAGACAUGGCUCUGGACGGAGGAAGUAAUCAACCCUGAUACUGGAAAGAAAGUUAUCAUGGCCAAGGUACCUGACACAAUCACUACCUGGGUAGCAAGUGCUUUCGCCAUGUCUGAUUCAGCUGGACUUGGUAUUUCACAGCCCACCUCGCUCAAGGUUUUCCAGCCUUUCUUUGUUUCCAUAACCCUGCCUUACUCUGUUAUCCGUGGCGAGGAAGUGUUCAUUAUAGCAACAGUCUUCAACUAUGAGAGCAAGUGUCUUACGAUUCGCCUGACUCUCGAAGAGUCUCUUUACUACAGGAUAGUGUCCAAUAAGUCUCGCUCUGUCUGUGUAUGCAGCAAUGAAGCCAUCUCUGUUCGCUUCAACAUAGUUCCAAAGAAAUUGGGUGAAAUCCCUCUGACUGUUGUGGCUAAAGAUAUCAAUUCAUCAAUGUGCGAUGAAGGAGUAGAACAGUUUGCUCUUGGUGUCACUGAUGCUGUCACAAGGAAAUUACUUGUUGAGCCUGAAGGAAUCCGACAGGAGUACACGUACAACAGCUUUGUAUGCCUCAAAGUCAAUGAUUCACAGUUUAACGAUUCCAUGGAAAUCUCUCUGCCCAAGAAUUAUGUUCCAGGUUCUGUUUAUGCAGUUGUGUCAACAGUUGGUGAUCUUAUGGGACCAACCUUGAAUGUAGCAGGCCUGUUGAGGCUUCCUUAUGGAUGUGGUGAACAAAACAUGGUUAACUUUGCUCCUAGCAUUUACAUCAUGCAAUACCUGGCAGCUGUCGGGCAGAUGACAACCUCUGUGGAAAACAAAGCCAAGAACAUCAUGACAACAGGUUACCAGAGGGAGUUGACCUAUAAACGAACUGAUGGAUCCUACAGCGCUUUUGGAAACCGAGAUAAUGAAGGCAACAUGUGGUUAACAGCGUUUGUACUGCGCUCCUUUGCCCAGGCGCAAAAGUUUAUCUUUGUCGACUCAGAGGAGCUUAAACAGACCGCGAACUGGAUAACCAGCAAGCAACUUGCAAAUGGAUGCUUUCCCAAGUAUGGGAGACUCUUUAACAAGCGCCUUAAGGGAGGUGUAUCAACAGAAGCUACUCUCACCGCAUUUGUGACAGUUUCUCUCAUGGAAUCUGGGAUAUCACCUCAGGACGUUGUCAUUCAAAAGGCGCUGAAUUGUUUAAGAGGUUUCAUUUCAAACGUGACUGAUUCAUACAGCUUGGCUUUGUUCAGUUACACCUUCAACUUGGCGAAGGAUAAAUAUGGUGCAGAUUUAUUUGGAGCACUGCGAAGCAAAGCCAUCGUAGAAGAUGGAAUGACUCACUGGGAAAAGGAGAAGUUGAAGAAAACCCCUCCUACAGACGAUUUUUGGUGGAGUCCGUAUUACCGUGCUCCUGCUGCGGACAUCGAGAUGACCGCAUAUGCCCUGAUGACUUACAUCCUUCGAGCUGAAGAUGACUUAUCUCUAAUUGGCGACGCCAUGUCGAUUGUUAGAUGGCUCUCUAAACAAAGGAAUGCUCUGGGAGGAUUUUCAUCCACACAGGAUACAUGUGUAGCCCUACAAGCCCUUAGCGAGUAUGCAAGGGAGACGUUUACAAACUCCUCAGACCUUACUGUUCAGUUUGGAGGAGAGAACGAGCAGUUUAGCCACACAUUCCGCAUCACAGACAACAACAGGCUGGUGACACAAAAGGCUGCGGUUCCAUCAAGUAUUCUUCCCCUGAAGAGCAUGCUCGUGAAGGCUGACGGACAGGGCUGUGCUUUAAUGCAGGCGGACGUAUCGUACAACAUCCCAGAUGUGAAGGAGAAACCAGCAUUUGAUCUUAAAGUCACCUUGUUACCAUCGGAUGAUAUAUUCGCUCCACUGUCAACAGAAACCGGUGAUCCUCUGUGUUUGCCUUUGGAUUUUUCGAUCAGUGCCAAGUGGCUGAGAGAAGAUACAUCCAACAUGGCGGUCAUUGAUGUCAAACUAGUAUCCGGUUAUCAGGUUGAUGAAGAAAGCUUAGACAGACUCACGAACCAACCCAAGCUUGGCCUGAAGCGAUACGAGAUGGAAGGUCAACACGUGAUCAUGUACUUUGACGAGAUUGACAAAGUUAAUUUCUCGUUCAAAAUCUUCCAAUCGUCUGUGGUGAAGAAUACCAAACCAGCUUCCGUCACAGUGUAUGACUACUACGAGACCGAUCUUUCCGCUACAGUGAUGUAUAAGAUCACAAAGGGCAUGUGUGGGUUGAAUCCUGUCGAACAACCUUGAACUCAAAUGAUGUGGACUUGAAGUGCUUGUAGACCGGUUGUGGACUUAUUAAGAUUUAUUUGACGAUGAUUUGUACUAGAAGUAUUCUCCUAUUCACGUUAACAAAUUAUUCUUAAAAAAGGUAACCAGAAAUCGGUAUAACUUUAACUAAAUUAUACCGAUUACUUAAAUCAGAAAUUAUAUUUUAUCAUCUACAAUGUUAAAGUUUUCCUUAAAGUAUCACAAGUUUUUUUAAUGAUUUGAUAGAAAAACAUGAGCGUCAGAAAAAGUGUAUUUGGUGAAGCUGAAUAAAAUUUU
Molecule: messenger RNA, 4927 nt
Organism: Pocillopora verrucosa
Lineage: Eukaryota; Metazoa; Cnidaria; Anthozoa; Scleractinia; Pocilloporidae
Product: pregnancy zone protein
Cellular component (GO): extracellular region
Molecular function (GO): endopeptidase inhibitor activity
Source: RefSeq, a predicted model, not a curated record